Mollisia scopiformis is the source of this 1833-nucleotide messenger RNA. RefSeq names its product FabD/lysophospholipase-like protein. Gene Ontology annotation, biological process: arachidonate metabolic process. The transcript has 3 exons. The record is from RefSeq and is a predicted model, not a curated record. Bases 1 to 1833 code for a protein of 610 amino acids. Gene Ontology annotation, cellular component: membrane. Lineage: Eukaryota; Fungi; Ascomycota; Leotiomycetes; Helotiales; Mollisiaceae.
AUGGAAAGCAGCAGCAGCGCCUUACGGCGAAAAGAUACGACGAAGGGUCCUCCCCUUCGUAUUCUAUCUCUAGAUGGAGGUGGAGUGCGGGGUUAUGCAAUCUUCAUUAUCAUUCAGGAACUGAUGCACCGACUCUAUGUCGAGACGGAAGGAAAGGCACCUAAAAGAGACCAGAUUCCGAAACCUGCAGACCAUUUCGACCUCAUUGUCGGGACCGGAACGGGUGGCUUGAUUGCGAUUAUGCUGGGUCGGCUACGAUUGGAUUUGGAAACGUGCAAAGAAGUUUACGUGCGGAUGACGAGGAAAGUCUUUGAGACGGACAAGACAAUCGCAGGAAUCCCAUACCGGUCGACAUUGUUCAAGGCGUCGAAGUUAGAAGAAGCGAUAAGGGAAUGCGUGAGGGAACAUACUGUCUUCGAGGACGAAGGAAAUGAUGGCGACGAGCCUGAAGGAAUCGGAAACAUGAUGAGCCCAGUCAGUCCUCUAUCUAGGAAUGUUCCAAAGAGGCAUGCGAGCAAUGCUAGUGUGGCGAGCUUCAGCAAUAGAAGUCCUGCAGCCUACCAGACACGACCUAUGAUGGGUUUGAGAUACGGUAACGGAGAGGCUUUGUUGUACGACAAUCGGGAAAACAGAACAAAGACCGCUGUCACAGCUACCUACCAAGGAACACCACAAGGCGGCGCUGCAGCGGUUUUACGAUCAUAUGAUUCACGAAAAGAGCCUUCUCCAGAAUUCGACUGCAAGAUAUGGCAAGCAGGGAGAGCGACAUGCGCUACCGGAUUAGCCUUCAAGCCGAUUACAGUGGGACAGUCAGUGUUCCACGACGAAGGUGCCGGACAAUAUAAUCCAGCUCCAAUCGCCCUGGACGAAGCAUGUGUCAAUGAGUGGCCUGCCCGCGAUGUUGGAGUAUUUGUCAGCAUUGGAACAGGAAAGCGACCUGGCGGAUCCGAGCAGAAUUCACAUCUGUGGUAUGAAGGAUUUAUGGGCGAAUUUGCGGAGGCUAGAAGACGAUUGAUAUCCAAAAUUGAGGGCUGCGAGGAGACACAUCAAUACAUGGUUCGAGAAGGUCUAGCCAAGAGAGGAGUUAAUAUCGAGAACUACUAUCGCUUCAAUGUCGAGAUUGGUGUUGGAGAAUUCGGCAUGAACGAGUGGAAUCGAUUGGCAGACAUCAGCACAGGCACAAAACGAUACCUCAGCAAAAAGGAGGUUCAAGACAAGAACUGGGAAGCAGCAGCCAAGCUUGCCAAGAUCCACCGAGCCAGGAUGAGAUUCGAGGCCGAAAGAACAGGCGGCGACUACAAAGGUCUCGUCCAUCAAGGACACCUCCAAGACGUCCCAGAAGCAUAUCCCAACGCCGUCGAACUCCCAGCCGAUAUCCCGCUUUCCCAACCACCACGAAGUCCACCUCCCCGACCCUCCUACGAAUCCGGCCAUCACGACACCCUCGAAGUCCCCCGCAACCACAAAACCCCCUCACCUCGCACCUCCUCCGAAAACCAAACCUACACUUCACCCCGAAACUCUGGAACCAAAGUCUCGGACCCGAACGCAGACCGUUUCGUCAUCCAAGCUCCUACACCGGCCGAAUACCGUUCCAACAGCGGAGGCGACAAGAUAGCUAUCAUGAGCUCAGAUGAGUAUCCACGGACACACGAACCGAUCAAAAGACCAACGAACAGAGUUGAACCUCCUCCCUUGCCCCCAAAGACACCGAUCAAUGAUCCUGGCUCCGGGCCAACGAUGGGAAGAGCGAGACCGGUGUUGCCGUAUCCUGAUGAUGGACCGCCGCCGGUGGUUAAUAUGGCUAGGAAGCCGGAUUAUAGGGGGAGGUGA